Molecule: messenger RNA, 992 nt
Organism: Ostrinia furnacalis (Asian corn borer)
Lineage: Eukaryota; Metazoa; Arthropoda; Insecta; Lepidoptera; Crambidae
Product: accumulation-associated protein
Exons: 3
Coding region: 182-967 (261 amino acids)
Cellular component (GO): respiratory chain complex I; mitochondrion
Source: RefSeq, a predicted model, not a curated record
AGUGACAAACAGUCAAACAAAAAAAAAUAGCCCAAAUCUAAUCCAAAUUAAACCCAUAGAAAUGUAAGUUAAGAUAAUUAAUCUCGACAUUAUGUAAACAAAACCGAAACCAUACCACAAAACUCACUAACUUUACAAAAUCUAUAAAAGGAAAUCAAACGCCAGCUAAAACUUCAAAGCAAUGUCGCGUAUGUGCAGAUUUAUCAUAACGCCUAUGUGCAAAUCGGGCCUAGCAUAUUGUGAAGGUAGCAUUUUAACGCGCUUUUCAAAAGGCGUUCCUUAUAAGCAAUUAAAAGUGUGUUAUUCUUCAAAAACUUGUAGUUCUGGAAGCUCCGAUAAGUCAAGUUCUCAAAGUUCUGGUUCAAGCACUGGUAAAUCGGGAGACCCUUGUAGGCCUUGUGAGCCUUGUAAGCCUUGUGAGCCUUGUAAGCCUUGCGGGCCUUGUAUGCCUUGUGAGCCUUGUAAACCUUGCGGGCCUUGUGGGCCUUGUGAGCCUUGUAAGCCUUGUGAACCUUGUGGGCCUUGUGGACCAUGCGGACCAUGCGGACCAUGCGGACCGUGCGGACCAUGCGGACCAUGUGAACCAUGUGGACCAUGUGGGCCAUGUGGGCCUUGCGGACCUUGUGGACCUUGUGACUGGAGUUGCAGCCCUUGCCCUCCGCCUGACAAAUCUGACAAAUCUGAUAAAUCUGAUAACAAUCCAUCGAGUCCUACAGUAUACGAUCAACGCAAGUAUGGCCAUUGUCUACCAAAAAACGACGUAGGCAUGUGUUUUGAACCAUUACCACACAUACCGACUGGGGUUUUCAGAAAUACUGAUUGCGAAGUUCUCGGCCUCGGUGCUGGCAAGUGCUGCAUGUACAAAAAUCCCGAAUACUUCUCAUUCCACCACAUGUCGUACUACGACAUGCACCUCAUCAUGCGAUGCUAUCGCAAGCCGAGCCCCAAAACUGGGAGAAAACCUUAAAAUAAGAGAACCUGACGAAAUUAAA